UACCACUUCUUCCUCUGUACCUUUUUUUCUACCAAGGAGGAGAGGGGCACGCGGUUUCAGUUUAGACGGAUACAGCGCCAGCCUCAAGCUUAGACUAGGAGAUCACCGGGGGAGUAUGGGUUUGGACAGUGGAUGCAACCCCGUCCUUGGUGCCAUGGACGUGGAGCACAGAUGAUCAGAACCUUCAAGAUCCCAUCCCUCUGUUUCCCGGGUUGGUCGAUCGCAUAUGUAAUCAUGUAUAAUAAUCAUAAGAUGAUGGUAGUGCCUUGUAUAUAUCCCUUGAUAAAUCUGGCCUAUUUAAUACAUGCCAGUCAAGCCAGAAGCCGAUCUUGGUUGCCCAGAUGUCUGAUUUAACCGCCUGUGGACCGUUUUGAACAAACAAACAAACAAACAAGAGGGCGCCGAGG
Molecule: messenger RNA, 407 nt
Organism: Phialemonium atrogriseum
Lineage: Eukaryota; Fungi; Ascomycota; Sordariomycetes; Cephalothecales; Cephalothecaceae
Exons: 1
Coding region: 133-354 (73 amino acids)
Source: RefSeq, a predicted model, not a curated record